AUGGCGCCUACUACGCCCAAGACCAACUUUAGGACUUUUGAUGUCCAGGCUCGACUUUUGCGAGCCAUCGUCGCCGCUCACCCCGAGGUGAAGUGGAACUACAAGGAGAUCAUGAAGUCUUAUGGCACAGACGUGACUGAGCAUAAGCUCGGCCACCGUAUGCGUCACUUAAAGACACAGGCCGAAAUCAUUCGCAGGGGUUUACAGCAAGGCUUUGAUCCCAAAGAUAUGCCUACAGAGUUCAAUUUCCCAAAAGAUCAGAACAAGAUCGACACGGAUAUUUGCAAGUACUUUGGCGAGUCCACACCAGACGGCAUCCAGUUCCAGUUUCGAACUAUCAAGAAAGACGCCGCAAGCCUCAAGGCAGCCGCUGACGGUGGUAAGAACCCCGCCACCGCUGUCAGCUUUGGUCCGUCUACCCCAUCGUCUCGUGCCUCGGCCGCCGGCAAGGCAACGCCCCGCUCCCGCGCGACUCCCAAGACCGCCUCGCACUCGCGACCUCACCCCAACUCCUUCAUCCCGCCCUGCCAAAAGGCGAAGCCGGCUCCUGCCCAGCCCUCCGCCGCUGUUGUUGCUGUGGCUGCCGUUGAUCUGACCUCGGAGGAUGACGACUGUGUCCCAACGCCUACUCCUGCCAUCGAAUCGUUCCACACCACCGGUUCCGAGACCACAGUUUCCAAGGACACCACCCAGCCGCACUCGUUUUAUGGAACCGAGAGCUUCGACACCAGCUACUCCCUGGACUCUUCCUUGCUCGGCCUCGAUGACUUUGGCCACGACGUUGGCCAGAUCGACGCCGAUGUCUAUGCCCACGACCUGUAUGCGGACCCGGAGAUCUAG
Parascedosporium putredinis is the source of this 840-nucleotide messenger RNA. NCBI's taxonomy places the organism in Eukaryota, Fungi, Ascomycota, Sordariomycetes, Microascales, Microascaceae. The record is from the annotation of a GenBank genome assembly.